This is a messenger RNA of Amoebophrya sp. A25, 510 nucleotides long. The record is from the annotation of a GenBank genome assembly. Lineage: Eukaryota; Dinophyceae; Syndiniales; Amoebophryaceae.
CCCACCUUGCAGCAGAAGAGACCAUCUUGUGGAACACCAACUCUGAAUUCUAGUCGUAGAGGUGGAGGCUUGCGUCGCAUUAAGGCAACAAGAAAUUAUCCAUCAUGUUCCCCAGCAUCUCACCUUGGAGGUCCUCCCGUUUUAUUUUCUACAGGGAAUAAAUAUAAACGGGAGCCAGGACCACGUUGAGUCCGGGGAUGGAUAAUUCCUCUUCGUUCUAAUCGCAGUGGCCCGUCUGUGGAUUCGUUGGUAGAUUUGGCAAGUGCAGGCGAAGAAGCGCUUCCACCCGCAGCGCGAUCAGCAUACGACGAGAUUUCUCUUUUUCCUCUUUUCAGCGAUGCAGCCUGCUCUUCCGCUGUUCAUCUUGGUAGAGGAGGUGAUGAUGGUCGUGAUACAGAUACAGUUCUACCAGAAGUACUAGGCAAGAACAUGGAGUUUCAGAUGGUGCGCGGAGGUGACUUCCAAUCGGCUGAUGGUCGUCUCGAAGUAGGUGGUGAUACGGAUACCAGG